AUGGACGUGAAAAUUUGCAUUUAUUUUCUUGCUGUGGUUAUUUUUUCUAGUACACUACAAACGUUGGCUAUACCAGAAUACUUUAUCGAGGAGCACUGUAGCCAGACGCUUGCUCUGAAUCACGGAAAUGCAGAAUCUGUGAAACUGAGGCUGACAAAAUCCGCUAAAUAUUUGGAUGGCAUGCGCUGUGCAAUGCGGAUACAAGCACCGGAAGGGAAACGUUUGGUAAUUCGUAUAGAAAAUCUCGACGUUGAUGGAAGCCAAGAAGCAUUAUGCCAAGGUGGAGAUUACUUACAGUUCUUUGACGGCCCAUCGGAGUCUUCAAUCAUACAUCCUGAUUUGCCAGCAACCGUAUGUCAAAAACCCACUAUGGAUUAUAUUUUAACAUCCGGUAGAUUUCUUGUGAUGAGAUUUGUCAGUAACACAGACUUGAACGCAGGGAGCGGAAUGAGACUUGUUGUUACAGCCUUCAGUAACGCGCCGUGCACUCAAGAUGAAUUCCAAUGCAAAACAACUGCACACUGCAUCCGACGUUCAUUACAGUGCGAUCAGCAGCCCAGUUGUCCGGACGCUACAGACGAAAGCAUGCCAGAAUGCUUGUCUACUGGCGCUAUUGUCGGAAUAUCAGUCGCCUGUGUUGUUGUUGUCGCAGCCAUUGUCAUUUCUGUUGUCGUCUGCUGCAUUGUGCGCGAGCGCAAGAGACGCGCGAGGAUUAUUAAAGUAAGACAACUCUUACAAACAUUUAGAUUGGAAAAUAAAUUGAGUAAUGGACAUUUGAGCACAACUUCAAGCAAUGGGAAUACUAACAGCAUGAAGUGGCUUGACAAGUCGACUGGAUAUUUUGACUAACACUGUUACCCAUCAUGCACCGCUUUGCUUUGCAAGAUAGACUUACUGUUUUAAGGUGGUGGAAAAUAAUUAUUACACUUCAUUGCACUGUCAUGCUCGAAAUGUAGACACACAUUCAUUGUGACACACACUUUCCCAGCUUUCUUAUAAACAGAAAAAUGUAAGACACAAAAUGUAAAUGGCAGAUUAUGCAAAAGCUGAUUCAGACCCCCAUUUGCUGUUGUCAACGCUACUACCUGAAUCCGAUAGAGUGCGUCUUAGAAUACGGACUUAAUUAAAGGGUUGGGAUGAGGUGUAAUUUGCCUGUAAAUACUUCUUUCACAUGUUAAGGUGAUCUCAUUUCACAAUUUUCUACUUUGUUAUAUUUGUUACUUCGUUGUUUGUUAUUUCAAUAGUAAAUAAAAUAAAAUAUGUAUACAAAGCAAUCGUUCCAAAUUGGAUGAUUUUGAAUACAUGAAG
Molecule: messenger RNA, 1308 nt
Organism: Mercenaria mercenaria
Lineage: Eukaryota; Metazoa; Mollusca; Bivalvia; Venerida; Veneridae
Exons: 4
Coding region: 1-849 (282 amino acids)
Molecular function (GO): protein binding
Source: RefSeq, a predicted model, not a curated record